AUGGGUGAAUUCUCUUCUACAAUGCGAGAGAUUGUGCAACGUGAGCGUGAAGCCGCAUUGUGGCAUCAGCUAAUUGCGAACGGCUACGACUUCAGUGGUGUAGAGAUCGAUAGUUAUACAAUGGAGAACGCGCCAGCGCAGCCCGAGAGUCCUGAAAAUGAGAAUAUGCCAGCGCAGCCCGAGAGUCCUGAAAAUGAGAAUACGCUAGCGCAGCCCGAGAGUCCUGAAAAUGAGAAUAUGCUAGCGCAGCCCGAGAAUCCACUAUUGGGGAACACGCUGGGGAGUCCUAUCCCAACUGUCGGCAAAGACAGCGCAGCUGCCCCGCUAUCCGAACUUGAAAGAACUGCAAGGGAGAUGGAACCUCAGGCCAUCCGCCCCCGCCGUUACGAAUUCGCACCAGUACCACCUGUAACCUCGGACGAAUUUUGGGAAGCCUCCGAUCCAGAACUGCAACAGAAUAUGGACAGGUUUAGAGAGGUAGCUGAGGCGGAACUGGCAAGAGAUGAGGAUGAAGAGGAGAAAAACGCAUUGGGACCAGCACCACGCGUAGCCUCGGACGCAUUUUGGAAGGCGUCCGAUCCAGAACUUCAACAGUAUAUGGACAGGUUUAGAGAGGCAGCUGAGGCGGAGCUGGCCAGACCAGAGGACGAAGAGGAGGAAGACGCAUGGGGACCACCACAACCCGUAACCGGGGACGACAUGUGGGAGGUGUCCGAUCCAGAACUGCAACAGAAUAUGGGCACGUAUAGAGAGGUAGCUGAGGAAGAGGAGGAAGUGGAGGAAGACGCAUGGGGACGACCAAAACCCGUCUUUUGGGAGGUGUCCGAUUCAGAACUGCAACAGAAUAUGGACAGGUUUAGAGAGGCAUCUCAGGCGGAGCUGGCCAGAGAAGUGGACGAAGAGGAGAAGGACGCAUUGGAACCAGCACAUCCCAUAACCUCAGAUGCAUUUUUGGAGGUGUCCGAUCCAGAACUGCAACAGACAAUGGACAUGUUUAGAGAGGCAGCUGAGGCGGAGCUGGCCAGAGAAGAGGAGAAGGAGAAGGAAGCGUAG
Messenger RNA from Sycon ciliatum, 1053 nucleotides. RefSeq lists its product as uncharacterized. Bases 1 to 1053 code for a protein of 350 amino acids. NCBI's taxonomy places the organism in Eukaryota, Metazoa, Porifera, Calcarea, Leucosolenida, Sycettidae. The transcript has a single exon. The record is from RefSeq and is a predicted model, not a curated record.